Diorhabda carinulata is the source of this 708-nucleotide messenger RNA. RefSeq lists its product as uncharacterized. Gene Ontology annotation, molecular function: transmembrane monodehydroascorbate reductase activity. The transcript has 3 exons. The record is from RefSeq and is a predicted model, not a curated record. Lineage: Eukaryota; Metazoa; Arthropoda; Insecta; Coleoptera; Chrysomelidae. Bases 1 to 666 code for a protein of 221 amino acids.
AUGGCAGCAGAAACUGGCUUGAAAUUUAGCCAAAGGCUUGGUUUCAUAAGUAAUACAGUUUUUCAUCAACUGGUCCUCAUUAUAUUCGUUUAUAUUUCUUAUGUUAUAAUAAAAUAUAACGAUCUAAAUCCUACAAGAAUUAUUCAUUAUUCUUUCAGUACUGGAGCUUAUAUACCUUUGAUGGCAGAAGGAAUAAUAUUAUUUAACGAAACAAAUACAUGGUCUUUUCAAAUAAAUAGAAGUAGAAAAGCUUGGAUACAUGGAGUUUUAUUAUCUCUUAGCCUUAUCCUACUUACUAUCGGUAUAGCGUUUCAAAUUAAUGCCAAAGAUGAUCAUUUUAAAACUACCCAUGCUAUAACAGGUUUGGUCUCAUGGAUCUUAUGUUUUGUACUGACAUUAACAGGAGUUAUAACUAUUUAUUCACCUAAAUUGAAGAAUUAUGUGCGACCAGUUGUUUUAAAAACAAUACAUUCAUGUUUAGGUUUGUCGUGUUAUGCUAUUGGAAUUACAUCUAUCAUUCUAGCAAUAGACAAAUCAAGCUUUACUAGUUACGUUUCCGACACCGAAUUAAUAACUAUAAAUUCGUUGGUUAUUCUUCUUACAAUUUGGAGUGUUAUAGGUGCUUUAAAGAUGGUGUUUAAUAAUUUGAAAGAUUUAUUUUUUUAAUUGUUAGAUCGGUUCUAAGAAAAAUAUAUUGAUAGCGACAAA